AUGGGCAAAAUCAAUAUCGAAAGCUGCCCCAAGCUCUCCAUGGAAGAAGAAUCAAUGGGCUUCCAUCUUGAUGAAAAGGAAACGCUUUCGAGGUCUCGACGAUCUACACUUUACCACCUUAAAACGCUCUACCUCUUCACAAAAAGCGACUGCAAGACAGUAGUUAUUCCGCAAAUGCUCUUCGCAAUUUCCAGCAUUCUUACCAACGGCUUCCGGAACCUCGACACCCUGCCAACUCUCACUUUGACCACCUUCUUCAAGCCCCUGAUACACGCUGUGAUUUGGAUCUAUGCCAAUCUUCUUCUCGAGAACCUCGCAAACCAACGUCUUCCGGGAUCCAUGAUUGAAGAUGCCGCCAACAAGUCUUGGCGACCCCUGCCAUCGGGCCGGAUAACGGCAGACCAAACCAGACGGAUCGCGCUCUAUCUCGUGCCAUCGCUCAUGAUCUUCGGGGCAUAUAGCGGCGCUUUUCGCGAGACGACGAGUUUCAUUGCGUUUGUGUGGAUGUACAAUGAUCUCGACGCUGCUGACACGAGCAUAUGGUGGCGGAACAUAGCGAAUGCCUUAGGUCUCAUGGCGUUUUCUGCGGGAGCCCUGGCGAUUACGGGCGGGACGGUUGAGCACCUAGCGCUGCUUGGCAAGACUGCCGCUCAGACAUCCAUUCAACGACGGACCAGGCAGUCUGCGAGAGGAAUCAAAGGCAGCCUUUCAAGGACACUUGCAAUCAUUCUCGGAAGCAACAUCAUGGCCUGGCCGUCCUUGGCCAUCUUGAAGUCCUUUGGGAGGGAUGAAGAACGGCUUCGCAUGGCCGAGGAUCCUGGGCCGACAGCUUCGCAUGGUAUUAAAUUGCAACGCAUGAUGGGAGGCCUAGAUCUUCUCCUACCAAAGCCUGAUCCCGGCAUAGCUGCAAUGGCCAUUGUUGCUUUCGGAGCCGGAGUAUGCACGAUGUACCAUCUCAAUCGCGAUGAUGAACUCCAAGACAAAAUUCUCGCUGCGGGAAUGACACUCGCGUUCAUAGCCGGAACAAUUCUUGGAUACGAUGCAGAAGCCAUUAUCCUGAACAUACUUCCUUGGACGAUCCUACUUGCUCUCUCGCUCAGUGCAAUCGUGCAUCAAAUCUGGCGUUACAUGGCGUGGACACCGAGGAGCUGCGAUAGUGGCUUGCCCAUAUGGACAUACUCUUGA
This is a messenger RNA of Colletotrichum aenigma, 1185 nucleotides long. Its product is annotated as Fumagillin beta-trans-bergamotene synthase. The record is from RefSeq and is a predicted model, not a curated record. The coding region runs from base 1 to 1185 and encodes 394 amino acids. Lineage: Eukaryota; Fungi; Ascomycota; Sordariomycetes; Glomerellales; Glomerellaceae. The transcript has 4 exons.